Closterium sp. NIES-67 is the source of this 900-nucleotide messenger RNA. The record is from the annotation of a GenBank genome assembly. NCBI's taxonomy places the organism in Eukaryota, Viridiplantae, Streptophyta, Zygnematophyceae, Desmidiales, Closteriaceae.
GUACGAAGGGGAAUGCGAGAAAGGACAGAGAGGAGAGAACAGAGAGAACGGAGAGAGGAGAGAGAGGAGAGAGAGGAGAGAAAGGAGAGCAAGGAGAGAGAGGAGAGAGAGGAGAGAGAGGAUAGAGGGGAGAGAGAGGAGAGAAAGGAGAGAAAGGAGAGGAAGGAGAGAAAGGAGAGGGAGGAGAGAAAGGAGAUGGAGGAGAGAAAGGAGAGAGAGGAGAGAAAGGAGAGUGAGAAGAGAAAGGAGAGAGAGGAGAGAAAGGAGAGGGAGGCGAGAAUGGAGAGGGAGGAAGGAAGGGAGAGGGAGGAGAGAGAGGAGAGAAAGGAGAGAGAUGAGAGAAAGGGGAGAAAGGAGAGAGAGAAGAGAAAGGAGAGAGAGGAGAGGGAGGACAGGGAGGAGAGAAAGGAGAGGGAAGAGAGAAAAGAGAGGGAGGAGAGAAAGGAGAGGCAGGAGAGAAAGGAGAGGCAGGAGAGAAAGGAGAGAGAGGAGAUAAAGGAGAGAAAGGAGAGGGAGGAGAGAAAGGAGAGAGAGGAGAGAAAGGAGAGAAAGGAGAGGGAGGAAAGAAAGGAGAGGGAGGAGGGAAAGGAGAGGAAGGAGAGAGAGGAGAGAGAGGAGAGAGAGGAUAGAGAGGAGAGAGAGGAAUCGAGUGCCCCAAAUCGAGGAUAGAAACGCAGAUUACCCCCCAGGUGCUAUUGCAUUGGCUAAGAACCCCGUUCUUCAUGGCCUUACCAAGCACAUGAAGGUGAAGUGGCAUUGGGUGAGGAGCAUGGUAACCGCGGGUGAAGUGGAGUUGCACUAUGUGAAGACGACGGCGCAGCCUGCUGAUAUGAUGACCAAGAGGCUGGUUGAGCAGCAGCAUUGGAAGUGUUGCAAGCUUGCUGGGAUGGCUCUGAACUA